CGUUAUUUUAGCAACGCUUUAUAGAUGCAUGCUUGUUGGAUUCUAGUACUGCUCUAUUAAAAUUCUGUUUUAUAACGUGUUGCUAGUAAAAUAACGCGCUAAGGCUGCCAUUGAAAUUCGUAAAUCGGAACGAGGAGACACAUAGGAUCGGUUUAUUCUUGAGCGAACAUGGAAUUGAUCGGAGGUCGAGAAGAGCAUUUUUGCACGGAUUGAAAAGUUUGAGUGCAAGAGAGAGGACAUAAAAUUGCGGCGCUAUCUUCGUGUCUAUGUUCGGUUGCACGAAUCGUUGUUUGUCAGGGAUUCAAAGCGUUAUGUUGUACCUCUUGUGUAUUAUAGUUCGUUUUUGCCCCAUGCAGCCUGUUAGAAUAGAGAAUCCUUAAAUCCACGUUCCUUUUCGUCUUUAAUGAUUCAUUGUGUAAAAAGUCACACAUAUUCCGAAUAUCUCUAUUUUUGAUUUACUUAGGCAUUUCUGUGUCACAUCCACCGACUAUCCCAAUCAGCCGUGUACUCAAAAGUAAUUCGAUAUCACCCAUCCACUACCUUCGAUUCGAAUCGUGAAGAUGCUUAUACACUUCUGAUUCGUGUCGAGGAGGAAUCGUCAGAUAGAUGAAUCCCAUCAUCCAUCUAGUAAAUAAUGCAUUAGGAAUUUUUCACCCAUACGGAGAGCGACUUCAGCAAAUAAUUCCCCAGCACCUCCAAGUAUUGUAAUACCUCCACAUCUAAUAAUAAUAUUAAGACUCUUGACGUGUUGUACUUGUACAGAAGAAAAAAUGGCACAGCUUCUCGAGCACUUCCGUGAUCGGCUUCCGUGCGGUGGGUGCAUCCGGGAAGACGGUUGUGUCGAAGAGGGUAAUUUGGCGCACCAAUUGCGUCAAAUUGAAAGACCAGAGAAUUUUCCUGUAGGCGUACGAGAUGAAGGUGAGACCGAGACACGAGGACUAGGACAGACAGGAGAAAGACAGCAAGGACGUCUUGGAGUUGAGGGGAACAGGGUGGUUACGUCAUCCUCAUCUUCGUCAUCUAGGACAACGGGCGGAGCAGGAGAAGCAGUAAGAAGAGGAGCGCCUUGUUGCACCACCAUAGACCGGAACGCAAACAAUAGUGGAGUAACAGGAAGAACUACUCCACCAGUAAGUGGUUCGGCUAGAAGUAGGUCGACAUCUGGUGGUGCAGCAGUUGCGCCCUCUAGUACUUCUCCGAGGGGAGUAGAACUACAACUGUCAAUGUUGAGACCUAGGACGCGCGAAGGAGCAUUCGAUUCUUGUGGCGUGUUCGGGUCAAGACCAAAGUGGAAAAAUGGUUAUGCGUACGAUUACCAACAUCAGAGAAGGAUAUCAUUAGGUACCGAAACCGAUUACGAAGCUAUAAAUGCGUCGCAGCAGCUGCAGGGAGAAGUACUCCCUCCUAGUAGAAGUACGACGCUUAACUCCACGUACAGCACGGAAACGACGGUAUCUUCGGAAUCGUCUUACAACAGCAUUAUGGAAGAAUGCUUUUCAUCUGAUUAAAGGGAACAAACUGAUACUAGGAAAAUUUCUAGUAUCAAGAUCUUUUUGCUCAAACCUCUUCAUGGUUGUUGAAGGUUUGUUUUGACUUAUGAUACAUCGAUUUCCCCCAUCCCCAUUGCCGCCUCUAAUUUCCCCAUCACCGCCUCUUGGUGGUCCUCUGGGAACGAGCGUUCACGUCGUCGUGGGGACAACAUAGAUGCCAUUCAUCAGCAGGUUUUCGACUCGGAUAUUGCCUUGUUGAUCCUUGAUUUUGUGCUAGUGCCGGACAACGUCGCUAGGCUGAGUCGAGUGAACAAGCGCUUUGCGUUCUUCUGCCGGAAACUAGUAGGUGGCCGCCUCCCGAUCCGACACUGCGAGUUCAAGGCGUGUCGGCGUGUCUUCGUCACCGAAAAACAUCAGUGGCAAUUAGAAGCCGCAUUCACUGCGUCUGCUGCGGGGAAGCAUUUACUAGACGAUAGCAACGGUAGUUUUGGCUUUGGUAGUGCUCAUCAAGUAGUAGAAGAUGUAGAUUUUUCUUCUAGAAGUACUUCUGUUGCCGUUCUUCCAGUAGGGCUAUGGUCUCAAUCAGUUCCUUCUUCACCAACUGCGGGAGAGCGAGCAACUGGGAGACCACUACUGUCGUUAAAAGGAUGUGGAGGUGCUCAAGUCCAGAUCCUCUCGUACGUACCCGAUGCGCAAGUGAAAGCGAUCUGCAAAAACAGAAGGAGAAUGCAAAUGCGAGCCAUGAAAAAGAAGAAGAACCAGGAACAACUAUUGAGUACUAAUGUUGGUAGACGUUGUUCUGUAGGAGGAACACACGGAGCAGUUGCAAGAACAUCAUCAGCCAACCACAAGAGCACAACUAGAGACCGUGCUUUCUCUUUGUCUUCGAUGAGCACUUCGAUGAGCACUUCAGCGGCUUCGCCGGGAUCUCUACAAACGAGCUUGAUCAGCGAUGAAGGGGUUCCUCUAGAGCUUUGCGGACUAGAUGAAGAUGGUGAACACGAGAGUCAGGGUUGUAGAGAUCAUAGUACUGGUUCAACAUCUACAUUAUUCUAUCAGCCAGACCUCCAAGAACACGACCAAGGUGUUGAACGACAACGAUCACAUCAAGAUCAUGGUGAAGAAAAUCAACAGAUGACAGACGCUCACGGUGCUCAGCGGGACCCUCUCACCUUGUUCCAAUCGCCCUCUAGAACUGCGGGUAUCUCAUCGAGGAUUCAUAACCUUUUUACUACGACCGCAGCCAACCACAACGGAUCCGAUUCAGAAGCAGAAAGACACCAGAGAGACUUUGAAGAGGCUGAAAACGUCAUCCUCAAAGGAAGAAUCAUCCUGCAGCACAAGCUACCGAUGAAUUCCACCUUCAUUCCCAUAGGACGGUUCGAGAACCACGUUUGCUAUCGGACGUUUUUGUUUGUCCUGUUGGAUGAGGAAGAGCCGGAAGAAGGGGAACAUGACGACCCUGAACUUCAAGUUGUAGAUGAAAGAGAUCAAGGGAUUUAUUCCGCUUCUUCUGCCUUUCUUCCGAUUUUUUCUCCUCCAGUAUCAUCUUCGAACAACAAGAUCAGGAGAAUAGUCCUACUUUCCAUGGAUCAGAUGGAAUCGCUGGCGUCUCGCAGAGUUUUCGCAUGUCUAACACCACGCCCCGAAGCCAUGGUCGACUUGGGCGUAGCGACUCCGAUGCAUCGGUACUAA
Amoebophrya sp. A25 is the source of this 3185-nucleotide messenger RNA. Lineage: Eukaryota; Dinophyceae; Syndiniales; Amoebophryaceae. The record is from the annotation of a GenBank genome assembly.